CUCGAAGGAACAAAAGACCUAUCAGAAGAAGAAAAAUCCAAGAUUCUGUCUGUGACACUACCCUGGGACCUACCAGGUGUCACACUGAGCAACAGGUGGUGGUUGAGGGAGAAAAUACUUCUUCAUGCUGUUCUUGAACGGACAAAACAGCAGGUUAAACAAAUCCGACGAGGCCUAAAAGAGACAGGUAUCUGGGAAUUUUUUAGCUCCAGGCCAGACGCAGCUGAAGUCCUAUUCCCAAGGGCCUGCGAUGCAGAGAUUACGCCAAAAAUGAUUCUGGACAACAUCACCUGGCCAAGAGAGGAGGACAUUGAUGAGGACAURGUCAGCCUGGAGGAACACUGCAGAAUAAUGMCCUUCCUUCGUCAAUUUAUUGAUGAAGGUAGUCCUGAAGUCCUGAAGGCAUUGCUCAUAUUCUGGACUGGUUGGGGUGUUGUAUCUUCAAACCUGCAGGUGGAAAUCAUCGACUGUGUCCUACCACAGUCAUCAACUUGCUUUCUAACUCUCAAGCUUUCACGAAAUUCAACAAAUUAUGAAGAGUUUCAUCGUGAUCUGGUGGCUAGCUUGUCCUCCUCAUACUCUGGAUUUGGUCAAAUUUGAGUAUUUCAAAAGUUCAAGUGUAGUUAUUGUUCACACACACACACAUUUACAUAGGAGUUCAAAAUAUACAUAGAUUUAGAUAUAUUACUGUUACAAAUGUUAUGCACUUUUAUUAAGGAACACUCAGCACCAACAUAAUUGUUGAGUUCAAUUGACAAGGAAGGCUUUUCAUUUUGACGGCAUGUUGUUUGAUCAAGACAUCAGGUUCCUACAUCUCUGGGUUGACCACUAACAAAAAAGCUAGCAGAACAUAAAUACACAUCCACCAGGACCUGUUACAUUUUUUUAUUAUUAUUAAAAAAAAAAACUUACAUUGACAUUUGUGCUGUUUAUGUCUCACUAAGACUGAGAACAAGAUGACAGAAUAUAAAUAAAUGGUAAUCUGAAAUUAAACUGAUCAAGGAUGAGGGAAAAAUUGGUAGAAGCAAUAUUACAUUUGCUCU
This is a messenger RNA of Austrofundulus limnaeus, 1043 nucleotides long. RefSeq lists its product as uncharacterized. Gene Ontology annotation, molecular function: ubiquitin-protein transferase activity. The record is from RefSeq and is a predicted model, not a curated record. NCBI's taxonomy places the organism in Eukaryota, Metazoa, Chordata, Actinopteri, Cyprinodontiformes, Rivulidae.